Molecule: messenger RNA, 965 nt
Organism: Nilaparvata lugens (brown planthopper)
Lineage: Eukaryota; Metazoa; Arthropoda; Insecta; Hemiptera; Delphacidae
Gene: Ndfip
Product: NEDD4 family-interacting protein 1
Exons: 5
Coding region: 62-751 (229 amino acids)
Biological process (GO): ubiquitin-dependent protein catabolic process; positive regulation of protein ubiquitination; metal ion transport
Cellular component (GO): Golgi apparatus; perinuclear region of cytoplasm; endoplasmic reticulum
Molecular function (GO): WW domain binding
Source: RefSeq, a predicted model, not a curated record
UUUUUUGUGGGUUUCACAACAGGAGGCUCCUAAUUUUCAACAAGCGGCUUCAUUGACUGUGAUGUUGCCUCCAGAAUCGGCCGCUGUCAACGACAUAGCUGUCGUUCAUCCAAUUAUCGUUUCCGGAAAUGAACCUCCGAUCGGUUACACUGCUGUGCCGAUGAAUAGAAUUCAUCCGUCGCAAUUGGGAGAAGAUCUUCCCCCUCCGAAACCGGACUUCUCUGCUCCCCCUCCCUAUGAUCUGGCCACCAAGUUGCCCUCCUAUGAGGAGGUGCAGAGAGAGAAAACACUUCAGGGAGAGUUGCCUCUUUCUCCGUUGACAGCCGUGCCCCCUCCGCAUCACCACGGACACCACCGACAGCAGACUCUUGCCUUUCUGGCGAUUGACACCGAGGGAGGGGAAGCGGACACUGAGAACCGUCUUCUAGGCACUGACUACAUUUUCUGCAUUGCUUUCAUGGUGGCAUUCCUGUUCAACUGGAUCGGGUUCCUGCUUCUGAUGUGUUUCUGUCACACUGUGGCGGCCCGCUACGGCGCACUGUCCGGCUUUGGGCUAUCGCUCGCCAAGUGGACACUCAUCGUCAAACACUCGACCGAGCUCGCCUCGCACGAGAACAGCUGGCUCUGGUGGCUGAUCAUGACUUUCGGCAUCCUCAUCUGUAUCCGAGCCAUAUUCCAGUACCUGAACAUAAAACGUGGAUGGCGUCUUCUGUCUGGUUCAGCUCAGGAGCGUCUCCUAUUCUUCUAUUAAACCCACCGCACGUCACAGGCUAACCAUUGAGCUAAACAACUACUGGAGGUAACACUUGUUGAGGCUACAGUGUAGCUAUGGUUCCAUAGAGCUAAAACAACAGGAGGUGAUACUUGUUGAGGCUGCAGUGGUCAUUAAUGGUUCCAUAGAGCUAAAACAACAGGAGGUGAUACUUGUUGAGGCUACAGUGUUCAUUAAUGGUUCCAUAGAGCUA